Molecule: messenger RNA, 1881 nt
Organism: Helianthus annuus (common sunflower)
Lineage: Eukaryota; Viridiplantae; Streptophyta; Magnoliopsida; Asterales; Asteraceae
Product: allantoinase
Exons: 15
Coding region: 116-1630 (504 amino acids)
Biological process (GO): allantoin catabolic process; purine nucleobase catabolic process
Cellular component (GO): cytoplasm
Molecular function (GO): zinc ion binding; cobalt ion binding; allantoinase activity
Source: RefSeq, a predicted model, not a curated record
GUGCAUUGGUACUCAUCUCCCAUUGGUCACUUCUUCCAUCAAAAUAAAUCCAGAUUCCCUGAAUCUUCUUCUUUCAUCCUCAAGAUUCCCCUUUUUUUUCCGGCCAAACUUUGAGAUGGAGUCAGGAACAUGGAGGUUUCUGAUGUCUUUUUUGCCACUGGUUAUAUAUUUACUAUUCAUCAUAUACUCCGGUUAUAACUCUCCACAGCCAACGACAACGACAAGUAGGUGCAGCCUGCUUCCUCAUCAUCAUUACUGGAUCGCAAGCAAACGCAUCGUGACACCUCACGAGAUAUUUUCUGGUGCAGUUGAGAUUAAUGGCGGAAGCAUCAUAUCGUUGGUCAAAGAAAAGGAUUGGCUGGAAAGAGUUAAGAAUGAGCCAGUGAUUGACUAUGGAGAAGCUGUUGUGAUGCCUGGUUUGAUUGAUGUGCAUGCACAUCUCGAUGAUCCCGGGAGGGAAGAAUGGGAAGGGUUUCCUUCAGGAACAAGGGCUGCUGCUGCCGGUGGGAUAACAACGUUAAUAGAUAUGCCGCUUAACAGUGAUCCGUCUACUGUUUCUGAGGAAACCUUACAACUCAAGAUAAAGGCUGCUAAAGGGAGGAUCUUUGUUAAUGUUGGGUUUUGGGGAGGUCUCGUACCCGAAAACGCAUUUAACGCAACUAUCCUACAAAAUCUCUUAAAUGCGGGUGCUCUUGGUCUAAAGUCUUUCAUGUGUCCGUCAGGAAUCAACGACUUUCCCAUGACAGAUGCUAGCCAUAUUAAGGAAGGGCUAUCUGUGUUGGCUAAGUACAAGAGACCUUUGCUUGUACAUGCUGAAAAACAACAGGAAGUUGAACUGAAAGACGGUGAUGAUGAUCCCCGGUCCUAUUCUACUUAUCUGAAAACCAGACCCUCCUCAAUGGAAGAAACCGCCAUUAGAGAGUUGCUAACGGUAGCAAAAGACACUAGAACUGGUGGUCCCGCUGAAGGAGCUCAUGUUCACAUUGUUCAUCUCUCGGAUUCAAGAUCUUCGUUAGAACUGAUCAAGGAAGCGAAAAGUAACGGUGAUAGUGUAACUGUCGAAACCUGCCCCCAUUAUCUUGCCUUUUCAGCAGAAGAGAUCCCGGAUGGCGAUACGCGUUUUAAGUGUGCACCGCCCAUUCGCGAAGCAGCUAACAGACAAAAACUCUGGGAGGCCUUGAUGGAUGGGGAUAUUGACAUGUUAAGCUCUGAUCAUUCACCAUCGGAACCGGAGCUCAAACUAUUCGCCGAAGGUGAUUUUUUGAGGGCAUGGGGUGGUAUAUCUUCGUUACAGUUUGUUCUUCCUGUGACAUGGUCAUAUGGGGUUAAAUAUGGUAUAACUUUAGAGAAAUUAGUUUCAUGGUGGAGUGAGAAGCCUGCUAAACUUGCUAGCCAAGAUCUUAAGGGAGCUAUUGAAAUCGGAAAGCAUGCAGAUAUUGUUGUUUGGGAACCGGAAAAGGAGUUUGAUCUCGACGAAAACCAUACCGUACACCUUAAGCAUCCGAGCAUAUCGGCUUACAUGGGUUCAAGACUUGCUGGAAAAGUUGUGGCGACCUUUGUUAAUGGAAAUCUAGUUUUCGAGGGCGGAAAACACGCUCCUGAUGCAUGUGGUACAACCAUCCUAGCAUGAUCAACGAUGAAAGUAAUCGGUGACCAAUCUAGCACAUAGAUAGCUACCCGAUCAUGCUGCAUACAAGCGACUUUUCUGCCGACAAUUUCGGCUUCUGCAGUUGUACCAGAGGGAAAAUCUGAGGGUGUAAUGCUGAGAUUUAAAAAAAAAAAUCAUAAUUUCAUAUGCAAAUAUAAGUUUGUUAUGAUUGAAUGUUUAGUGUUCCCAUCAACAGUUAAGCAUAAAUUACAAUAAGUAGUGGUUUGGAUAUU